AGGAUAGCUAAUACGUCUCUCUCUCUCCUUCUCUUUCCUUUCUCUCUCUUCCUUCUUUGCUUCUCCUUGGCAGAGAAGAGAAGAGGAGUGCGUAAGCUUAUACAGAGGUUUUUGGAAAGGAUUUUUUGUUCUAUUUGCUGUGUUGGUGGUGGUGAAGAUGAUGGUUGCAAAUAGUUUUGAUCUAUGGCAAAAAGAUGCAUUCUUUUCUGCAGCUGAGGAGGUUCAGGAAUCUGCAGAUAUAAUGGAAUCAGCAUAUAGGACAUGGGUAAGAGAGAGGAGAGAAGGACUAACACAUGAGGAUUUGGAUGAACUCUAUAGAGAGCUGAAAACUGCUUUGGGUACAGCAAAAUGGCAGUUGGAAGAGUUCGAAAGAGCUGUUAGGUUGAGUCACAGGCAACGCUGUGAUGAUAAUACAACAGCAAGGCAUAGGCAAUUCAUUGCUGCCAUAGAAAACCAAAUUUCUCAUGUUGAAGAAGCAUUAAGGGAAUCCUUUAAUGAGGAAGGUAAGCAACCCCCUCAAUGGGUAAAUUUGGAUCAAGAAGAACGGGAUGAUUUGGCAUUGUUUCUCUCUGGCACUUCCGGGACCUUGCAAAAUGCAAAGGAAGAGCAUGUAGAGCUUGGACAUUCCAUGAAGGGCUCUCCUAGGGAGAAUCAUUACAAGAGAAAAGAGACGGAUUUUAAUCUUAAUGCUGCCUGCAACAGAGAUAUGCCUGAUGAAAUCAAAGGUUUUAAAGAUGUUGUUACAAUUAAUAAGGAUGCUACAUAUAUCAUAGAACUAGAAGCAAAAGAAGCUCCUGGAACAAGGGAUGAUAUAAACUGUCAAGCAGAUAGAACAACUGGUACAAGGAGAACAGGGAACUCACCUCCUGGUUCUUGGAAGAUUGUAAUUGCUGAUGAAGAUGAACACAGCAAGAAACUGGUGCCAAGUAUUGAGGCCACACCGAAGGGGAAGGGAUCCAAAGCAGUCCUCUGGAAGCAAAGGUGGGGAGAACAUCCUCAGGCGAAGAGAGGAAUUAAUUGGUUCAAUCAGAUCUUUGGACGAGUUGGUGGGCUCCAGAGACAAUUACAGAGUCCCUUACAGUUGCAGUUUAGUUGUUCAGUCCAACUUACAAUUGCAUUGAUGCUAACUAUCUUUUUGAUCGGUAGGCUCCUGACCUGCUUCAUGUUUUAGCAUUAAUAACUGCCUAGUCCUAAUGUUUAUGGAACCUUUGUCUUCUCUCCUCAGUGUUUUCUCGUCUUGUAGCCCAUGGUAAAAUUUGCUAAUUUAUAGAUUGGAGAUCAAGAUAAAAUGCAAUGUAGAGGAAAUGCUGUUAUUUUCUUAGAUAUCGCAUAAAUAAUACUAUGCUAUUUACAAGUGCUAAAAUCAUGACAAACCUAAUUUUCAUUUUGUUAACAUCGUUUUAAGCUUUAAAAUUUAAAAGGAUAGGAAUCAGAAUAUAUUGUUGAUGUUAAAAAGUCACAUUUUCUGUUUUUCUAAUCCAAGUAAAAUUUGUAAAAUUUUAGGAUUUUAGUUUCAAUUGCAUUCUUUUUAAUUCUCAAAAUAUGUUGACUAGUCAUCGAGAUGAUUGGACUGUUUAUCUAUGUAUGUCAAGUGAUGUUGCAUUAUACGGGUGGUGCAAGUAUCAAAACCUAACGAAUUGUAAAAAUUGUAAAUCUGGGAAACAAUUUAACAUUUGCAUUGAGUAGGAACCUUUUUUUGUUUCAUAUAUAGAAUUUCUUCUAUUGAACAAUAUUAGAUUGUAUAACUUGCCUCACUUUUGUAUCCUCAAAAUCUCAGAGAGUUACUUAGAAACUUGCACAGGAAAAAGAGUCAUGCCAAAGGGAAGGAAAUAGGAAUCCCAUGUCCAACACUGUGGAUUGUUGGUGUUCACCACUGAUUGGACACAAGGCUUGACUUGUUAUAAGUAUGCUCAUAGCAUGCAUUUGAAGUUUUCAUUCUUUAGAUAAUGGAGUUCCAUUUUUCAGAUGCAAUAUGUGUUGAAUGGUUUUCUUUUUUUUGUUUUCAUAUGUCAUGCUGCUAAAAUCUGUGCUUGGAAUGCAAAUUCAGAAUGUCUUCUAAUGGCUCAGCCCUUGGGGCUGAGAUUAAGGGGCAAGGGAGUUGGAUCAGGGAUGGGCAUGGUUCUAGGUUCAAUUCCACUACACCCUCCAAAAAUAUUACUUUAUGAGGGGGGGUAGGGAAAGGAAAGAAUGCUUUCUAAUGUGUCACUAGAAUGAUAUCUUGUGGCUUAUGUGUCACUUGUUCAGAUAUCUUUUACAUGUUAUCCGUAUCUGAUAGACAUAUCCAUAAAGUACCAUUCUUGAUAUGGGAUUUAUAAAGUCUGUAUGAGACAUUUCUGUUUACAUAGGAUGUCCUUUCAAGAAACCUCAUAUUUCCAAAAUUUAGUGGAAACACGGAGUAGAGUUUUAUAAAUCUAGUUUACUUUAUCCUAGCCAUAUGCAUGAUGGAUGUCUAGGUUUUAGAAGCAAUCUUCAAUAUUCAAAGUUUAGGAUCUCAGUAGUCAUUCUCCACUUAUGCUGCAGCAUAUGAAGAAGAACCAUUAUCAUUUGCUGUUAUUAUCAUUUUUAGCUUUGGACCAUGUUGUAUCAUUAAGAGCAGAUAGCCUUGACAGCGGCUCUCCUUCUUUUGUUCAAACAAGGAGUAAAUGAGCUUUCUAAAUGUAGGAUGAGUUGAAAUUGAAUUCAAACCUGUAAAUCUUAGAUAUAGGGUGAUAUUUGGUUGUUAGUCAAUAAUCAUGCUGAAGUUUUGUUAAAUUUGUCUGCAGUGCCUUUUGUACUCUAUUCAAACUGAGACUGAAAUGGCUUCUAUUGCUCGGAAUCAGGAUGUGAGGUAUC
This is a messenger RNA of Vitis vinifera (wine grape), 2832 nucleotides long. RefSeq lists its product as uncharacterized. The transcript is spliced from 4 exons. Lineage: Eukaryota; Viridiplantae; Streptophyta; Magnoliopsida; Vitales; Vitaceae. The record is from RefSeq and is a predicted model, not a curated record. The coding region runs from base 158 to 1171 and encodes 337 amino acids. Gene Ontology annotation, cellular component: membrane. Gene Ontology annotation, biological process: Golgi vesicle transport.